Molecule: messenger RNA, 1368 nt
Organism: Vigna angularis (adzuki bean)
Lineage: Eukaryota; Viridiplantae; Streptophyta; Magnoliopsida; Fabales; Fabaceae
Product: probable WRKY transcription factor 53
Exons: 3
Coding region: 35-1105 (356 amino acids)
Biological process (GO): regulation of DNA-templated transcription
Cellular component (GO): nucleus
Molecular function (GO): DNA-binding transcription factor activity; transcription cis-regulatory region binding
Source: RefSeq, a predicted model, not a curated record
GCUAACCCUUUUCUCUUAUGCUUUUGUUGGGUACAUGGACAACAUGGACAACAUGGGAGACCCAAAGAGCAUCAUACAAGAACUGCUACAAGGUUUGGAGUUGGCAAGGCAGCUAGAAGUGCAUCUUCACACGCCUUCUUCGUCCCGCGAAACCCGUGACCUCCUCAUCCACAACAUCAUAUCCAUCUUUGAAAAGGCACUUGAAAUGGUAAAUUGGAAAGGUCCGGUGCCUGUCGGUGAGUCAUCACAACUGCCCCUGGCAGCCGCAAUCCGAAUGUCAGACUCACCUAUCAGCAGUAGUCCCCAAAGUGAAGACUCUGAGAGAGAUUUGAAGGACCAAGACAACAAUGCUUUCAAGAAAAGAAACACUUUGCCCAGAUGGACAAAAAGGAUUCGGGUUACACCGGGAAUGGGGGUGGAAGGGCCUCUUGACGAUGGACAUAGUUGGAGAAAGUAUGGUCAGAAAGACAUCCUUGGAGCCAUGUACCCCAGGGGCUAUUACAGAUGUACCCACAGAACUGUGCAAGGUUGCAUGGCAACAAAGCAAGUUCAAAGAUCUGAUGAGGACCCUACAAUUUUUGAAAUCAAUUAUCGAGGAAAUCACACAUGCACGGUGGCCCACAGCGCGGGUACUUCUUCAAUAAUUCCACUAGAAAACCAAGAACCAACUCUGAACAACACAAAUCAGCAGCAGAAUAUCUUGCAGAGCCUUGAGCAGCAACCAAAUGAUUUACUUUUGAGUCUCCGAGAAGGGUUGAGAGUCCAAACACAAAACCUUGAUUCCACUGACCAAUCAUUUUCUCCAUUCCGUUUCCCUUUAUCAACAAACAUGGAAAACGAAGGUCAGGUUUUCCCUCCUCAUGUUCUUGAAAAUUUCACUUCUCCUUAUAUGUCACCUGCUACAUCCGGAAUCAGCCACUUUUCGGUGUCUCCAACUGGGGUGAACAAUUUUGGAGGGAACCAAAAUUUGUCAACUUUUGAGUCUCAUAUCAAUGACAUGAUCCCUGCUGUUACUUCUGCUCCAAACUCAGCAGCUGUUGCUUUAGAGUUUCCUUUCGACCAGUUUGGAUUUGAUGGUCAGAACCUCAGAUUCGGUAACCCAUGAUUUUUCUGCCGAGUAUACUCAAUCAACUGAAAUUGAAUGAAAGUCAAAAUCUAUUAUUUUUUUAAAAUAAUAGAAUUAGAAGCAUAUGAUGAAAGUGGAAAGAUAUCAGCAGGUGCUGUAAGGUAACAUUCUAGAAUUAUAUGACCCUUUUGAAGAAAAAAAAAGGCUUGUGUGUUUGUGUCGUAGGAAUCUGCAAUUCUAAAAUUGCUUAGUCAUUAAGAACUUUCCUUCAUAAUGUCAAGUUAUCACAAACUCUUUUCUAA